Messenger RNA from Centruroides sculpturatus (bark scorpion), 683 nucleotides. RefSeq lists its product as uncharacterized. The coding region runs from base 77 to 637 and encodes 186 amino acids. NCBI's taxonomy places the organism in Eukaryota, Metazoa, Arthropoda, Arachnida, Scorpiones, Buthidae. The record is from RefSeq and is a predicted model, not a curated record. The transcript is spliced from 3 exons.
CUCUAUAAAAAGAUUAAGUGGGAAGUACACUCCAGCACGGGAACUUCCUUUAAUUCCAAAACAACCCGGAAUUUAUAUGUUAUCCAGUCAAUUUAUUGAGGUUAUUCUGAAGGAAAAUCUUGAUUUUGACACUUUAUUUCCUCAAUUGACUGAAGAGGUGAAAGUAGCACUUAUUAAUAUAACAACUGGGUUACCGCAGUGUCUGGAUUCGAAUAAUUUCCCUUCACUCGGCUGUGAAAAUGAAAUAAACGGCGUAAGUAACGUGAUGUCAAGUGUAACAUAUCUAUCGUGUUUGUUAAAGAAAGUUUGUUACAAAAAUGAUACGGCUAAUUUAGUGCAAUUUGCAAACUGUCUAGCAACACUGAGUGCUGCUAGAGUAAGGUUUAUAUUAGAAGAUGUUAAAAGAAAUCUUACAGAAAAAGUAAUCGAAUGUAUUACUAGUAUUUCUUCCUAUAGCCGUCUUGGAGUUAUAAAUUGUGAUUUGAUCGAUAACAUUCUAAAAUUAGAUAUUAAAUCUGCUUUAGAUCAUAUAGAAACAAAUAUUAUCGAGAAGAUAAAAACCAGUUUCGUAACGUUAUUGAAAAUUCUUAGUGGAGAUAUGGAAGCAAAAUGUGUAAAUCCCAAUAAAAUAUUAUAAAUUGUUUGAUGUAAAUUUACGAAAAAGGAAUAAAACAUAAAUUCAA